Messenger RNA from Caenorhabditis angaria, 438 nucleotides. Lineage: Eukaryota; Metazoa; Nematoda; Chromadorea; Rhabditida; Rhabditidae. The record is from the annotation of a GenBank genome assembly.
AUGCUCGCCUUUUUCAUUUUAUUGAUUCUAUUUUUCUGCAAUUCUAUAAGAUCAUCUGAAACACCAAUUCAAAUUCAAAAUGUCAAUGCAACCUUCUCACAAAAGGUCUCCCCAGAAGUUUCGAAUCUCAUCAAGAACUUGAUCAAAAAAGAAAACUUGGAUAAUAUUUUUGAAAAUGAUUUUGUUUUUGUGAAAUGUGGAAUCCGUAGGAACUCUUCGUAUUUUUUAGAAAAUGUUAUUUUUAAAAAUCAAAUGAGUUUGGAAAAUAUUUGGGAGUAUGAUUUUGGAGAGGAUUUGACGCUGGUUGAUGGGAAGUUUAUGACAAAUGUGGUUCAGAUUAAAAUUGGCGCAGGGAGAUUAUCGAUUUUUGCCAGAUAUCAGAAUUCGGAGAGGAAUUUGAAGCUACGAUAUGUGAAACAACCUUGUCUUGAGAUUUGA